AUGUCGCCAGCUCCCUCGACGACUUCCUCCUCAAAUGUCCUCCCACCUCAUCUCCCCCCACACCUCCGUCCCUCGGUCCUAGUCACCCGCAAAGACCAAGCCGCCUCCCUAACCGCCUACGAAAUCCUCCUUGGCGCUUCCAAAUCCUACACUCAAGCCCUCCUAGCCCUCUCUGGUGCUUCUACCCACUUUGCCCAUGCACUACAGGAGUGCGCUCGCUUGAAGGGCGCUCAUCAAGUCGGCAGUCAGCUUCACGCGGCAAGUGGACUGGAGUACCUCGUCGCCUCGCAUGCUAAGCUCCUAGCCGAUGGAUUCUGGAAAGACUUCUCCAUCCCUCUCCUAGAGGCAUUCGAUGAGCAUCGCAGAGCUACAGCGGAACGGGAGCUGAACCACGCAAAAGUCAUGGCGGAAAAGUCCCGACAUCUCAAGGAGUGUGAGGAGCAGAACUUGCGAGGAGGUGGAGCAAAGGGAAAGGGAAAGAGGGGUCUCGAUAGGGAUUUGGGAAGUUUCAGAAGGGCAUUGGAGGAGUUGCAGAGGCUCGUGGAUGGAUUGGACGAGGAGAGGGCGGGACAUUACGUCGAGGUUUUGGCGGCAGAGGAAGAGGAGUGGGAUAGGGUGGCCAGUAAGCUCUCACACAUCCUCCGGCUACAAGUCGAGGUCCACGACCGUCUCUCCUCUAAGCCCCUCUCCGACCCCAUCCUCGAACCCAUGCUCUCCGCCAUCCCAGACCCAUUCAACGCCUAU
Messenger RNA from Microstroma glucosiphilum, 744 nucleotides. RefSeq lists its product as hypothetical. Gene Ontology annotation, biological process: vacuole fusion, non-autophagic. The transcript is spliced from 2 exons. Gene Ontology annotation, cellular component: fungal-type vacuole membrane. The record is from RefSeq and is a predicted model, not a curated record. The annotation marks the transcript as partial. NCBI's taxonomy places the organism in Eukaryota, Fungi, Basidiomycota, Exobasidiomycetes, Microstromatales, Microstromataceae. Gene Ontology annotation, molecular function: phospholipid binding.